UUUUUUUUUUUUUUGGAUGUUGAAUGUUGAAUGGCAAAACAUCACGUUGAAAGAAAGAGAGCAGCAGCUGAGUAUCCACCUCGCCUGGCUCUCCUUCUCGUUCUCGCUCGCAGGCAGUGGCGUAGCCCUGGGCAGCGGCCCAGUACACGUGGGCCCCCUUUGCGUCCGCGAGCCUCUGAACUUGCCGCGUGGUGAGUUUGCCGGCCAAGCGAGGUGGCUAUCUCUCGGCCUCUCCGUCUGCCUGCUCAUUCGUCGUCCAACAGCCGUCGCGUCGUGGGAGUGUGUGCGUCGCGUGUUGUGCGUGUGUUUGUGCGCUGGCCGUUCAAUUUGUGUGAAGUAAUAAGCGUAAUUAGUUUGUUUCUGUUUCUGCUCUGCCGCGAACUGCAAUGAAUUCUGCAUGGAAAACGACACUAAACGCGUGAUUUUGUGAUUUUGCAGUUCUGAACCUGGCGGAUAGAGCGAUUCCGUCGAGUGGAACCGAACCGAAAAAAGAAGAGAAUCGCACACAAACAUUCAGAGGCAGCGAUGUCCACCGCCGUUGAAUCGGGGUCGUCGCCUGCCAAGAGCAACAACAACAACAAUAAUAGCGGCAGCAACAGCAGCGGCAACGGCAAUCCCAGUCCAAAUGCAAAAGGCGUGCAACGGCGUCAACUGCGAGAGCGAAAGCAACGCAAGCUCUACCUAGAUGAAUGGUCGCUGGGUGAUGAUGAUGGCGAGGGAACGCGAGGCUUCAGCGUCGCCGAGAAGCUCGAAUCCUCGAAGUUCGCACAGGCGGGAAUGGUGCGGGAGAUGCGGGGCAGCGAUCUCACCGUGGCAUUUCUGCAACAGCACGGCUUCAACAUACCUCUGCUGUUCCGGGACAAGGCCGGACUGGGCCUACGGAUGCCCGAUCCGAACGAGUUCACGGUGAACGAUGUGCGGCUGUGUGUGGGAUCCCGGCGACUGCUCGACGUGAUGGACGUAAACACGCAAAAGAAUCUGCAGAUGACGAUGAAGGAAUGGCAGCAGUACUACGACAGUCCGCAAAAGGAUCGGCUGCUCAAUGUGAUCUCGCUGGAGUUCUCGCACACUCGCCUGGAUAGGUUCGUUCAGAGCCCAGAGAUCGUGCGCCAGAUCGACUGGGUGGAUGUGGUGUGGCCCAAGCAGCUUAAGGACGCCCAGCGGGAGGGCACCAACCUGCUGGGCGGCAUGAUGUACCCCAAGGUGCAGAAGUAUUGCCUGAUGUCGGUGCAGAACUGCUACACGGACUUCCACAUCGACUUUGGCGGCACUUCGGUGUGGUAUCACAUUCUGCGUGGCAGUAAAGUCUUCUGGCUGAUUCCGCCCACAGAUCGCAACUUGCAGCUGUACGAGAAGUGGGUGCUAUCCGGCAAACAGGCGGAUGUCUUCUUUGGCGACACUGUGGAGAAGUGUGCUCGCGUUUAUCUCACGGCCGGGAACACCUUCUUCAUACCCACCGGAUGGAUUCAUGCUGUAUACACCCCUACUCAGUCGCUUGUCUUUGGCGGUAAUUUCCUGCACUCCUUUGGGAUUGUUAAGCAAUUGAAAACGGCCAGUGUGGAGGAUAGCACGAAGGUGCCGCAGAAGUUCCGGUACCCCUUCUUCACCGAGAUGCUGUGGUAUGUCCUCGCUCGCUAUGUUCACACGCUGCUGGGACACUCGCACCUGAACGGCGAGCCUUCGAUGAACGAGGAGGAAAUGGCCGCCCGUCCCCACACCCACCUUACGCAUCACGAGCUCUUUGGCCUUAAGGAGAUCGUGAUGUAUCUGUACGACUUGCCGCCGCAAAAGAAAAAUGUGCCCAGUUUGGUCCUGGAUCCCGUAGCUUUGAUCAAGGAUGUUCGAUCGCUGGUGGAGCGGCACUGCAAGGAUCAACAAGAUCUCGCCAUCACGGGCAUCUCCGUGCUGAAAGCCCCGUCCGGCUCGCAUCCCCCCUUUCUGCUGUACGAUCGCACCCGGGUCAAGCAAGAGAUUAAGCAGGAGAUCGCGCGCAAGAAUGCCGAGGUGAUACGCGAGCAGCAGCAGCUGGAGGCUGGCCGGGCAAGGGAGGCCGAAUCGGAUGCAUCGCAGUCAACGGGAGCGGGCUCGGUCAGCGGUAUGGGUGCUGGCAUCGAGUACAGCAAUGGAGUGAUGAAGAAGGAGCAGCAGUUGGAAAACGGCGCAGCCUCAGCAGGUAUCACAGGCAACGGCUCACAGCCAGAGGCCACCUUUGUUCUACCCACGGAUACGCUAAAGUAUCGCCCGCCCAAGAAGAUGCAUUUGGCAAAUGCCGUGGCAGCUGCCGCCAGUAGCAGCAGCAAUAGCAUUGGUGCCGGAUCUGGUGGAUCCAUUGGAGGACUGGGCGGCGGAUCUGCAGUCGUGGGAAGCAGCCAUAGUCCGACCAGCGGUGGAGGAGUGGCUCCUGCAGCAGGCACUGGGAGCGGAGCCAUCAGUGUAAUUGCCACUUGCUCGAGCUUUAGCGAUGGUGGCGGGGCAGCCAGCCUGGACAACUGCCCGUCUCCGGGAGAGGGUGGGGCCAAGCUAUCGCCCAAUCUAACCGGCACCGGGCAACCUCGCAGGCGCCGGACGCGUUGCAAGAACUGUGCCGCCUGUCAGCGAUCUGAUUGCGGCACCUGUCCCUUUUGCAUGGACAUGGUCAAGUUCGGUGGCCCGGGAAGGGCCAAGCAGACGUGCAUGAUGCGCCAAUGCCUGUCGCCCAUGCUGCCGGUCACGGCACAGUGUGUUUACUGCCAUCUGGACGGUUGGCGACAGACGCCAGUAUCGCCGCAGACCAAACAACUGGCCACCAUCGAUGGGCCAUCGGCACUGAUGGAGUGCUCCGUCUGCUACGAGAUUGCGCAUCCAGAUUGUGCUCUGUCGCAGCUAGACGGCACUGAGGACGCGGCGGAUGCCAAGGGCAUUGUGAACGAGGAUUUGCCCAACAGCUGGGAGUGUCCCAGUUGCUGUCGUUCCGGCAAAAACUACGACUACAAGCCCCGUCACUUCAGGGCACGUCAGAAGUCCUCCGAGGUGCGUCGUGUUUCCGUUUCGCAUGGUCCCGGUGGCGGAGGAGCAGGUGAUGGGGGUCACCAGGAGGGAACGCCUCUUCUGCCGCCUCCGGUGGGGCAGUACAAUGAUUUUGUCUUCACCAGCGAGUCGGAAAUGGAGUCGGCGGGAACAGCUGCCAGCGGCCAUAUGACGCACUGGAAGCACGGAAUGAAACGCCAUCACCAGCUGGAGGUGAAGACGGAGCGCAACAACAGCUGUGACACUCCAUCGCCGGGAAUCUCACCGAAUGCGGCAGGUGUUGGCGAGUCGAAAGGAGGAAAGCGGCGCAAGAGCGACGACGGCACAAGCGUCAGCAGCAGCAUGCAGGAGAGCAACGAUGCCCCGUGCAACUCCUCGGUGGAUGGAGGAGGAGGAGGUGGAGGGGCUGCCAAUGCCAAUGCCUCCAACAAUCAGUGGAGCGGCAGCAGUGGAGGAAGCGGCUCGCGCAAGAAGAACUCGAUACGCUCGCAGCUCGCGCAGCAGAUGUUGAACUCAUCGUCGCGGGUGCUCAAAAAGCCACAGUACGUGGUUAGACCAGCGGGAGGAGGAUCCGGCUCUGCUUCGGCCAGUGGCAAUGGCGGCGGUUCAGGCGGUGCAGCCGGCACGAAUGGAAUGAGCAAUGGAGGCAACCAAAGCGGAGUCAACUCCAGUGGCAACGGAGAGCGCGCCACCAAUAACGGAGGAUAUAGCGGCUCGAACAACGGCCUGGGAAAUCAGCAUCACAGCUCUGGCCAGAAUCUGGCACUGGAUCCCACAGUGCUGAAGAUCAUAUUCCGCUACCUGCCACAGGACACGCUCGUCACGUGCUGCUCGGUGUGCAAGGUGUGGUCGAACGCAGCCGUCGAUCCCGAUUUGUGGAAGAAUAUGAACUGCUCCGAGCACAAGAUGUCCGCUUCCCUCCUGACCGCCAUUGUGCGCCGCCAGCCAGAGCAUUUGAUCCUGGACUGGACGCAGAUCGCCAAGCGGCAACUGGCAUGGCUGGUGGCCCGCCUGCCGGCGCUCAAGAAUCUCUCGCUGCAGAACUGCCCCAUCCAGGCGGUGUUGGCGCUGCACACCUGCCUCUGUCCGCCGCUACAGACGUUGGAUCUGAGCUUUGUGAGGGGAUUGAAUGACGCCGCCGUAAGGGACAUUCUGUCGCCACCCAAAGACUCGCGACCGGGACUGAGUGACUCGAAGACCCGGCUAAGGGAUCUCAAGGUGCUGAAGCUAGCGGGCACGGAUAUAUCCGAUGUGGCCGUGCGCUACAUUACGCAGAGUUUGCCGCACUUGCGACAUUUGGACUUGUCCUCCUGCCAGCGGAUCACGGAUGCGGGCGUGGCACAAAUUGGCACCUCAACCACUGCCAUUGCCCGACUCACGGAACUCAAUCUUAGCGCCUGCCGGCUGGUGUCGGAGAACGCAUUGGAGCACCUGGCCAAGUGCGAGGGCCUCAUCUGGCUGGACCUGCGCCAUGUGCCCCAAGUGAGCACCCAGUCGGUUAUACGCUUUGCAAGCAACUCCAAGCACGAUCUCUGCGUCAGGGACAUCAAGUUGGUGGAGCGCAGGCGCCGCAACUCGACGACAAUGGCCAGGAGCUGGCACCAUGACUGAGCAACUGGCAACAGGCGAAGAAGGGGAGGCCCUUUUAACAUUAAUCUUACGUAUUAGGAGAACGGGAGAAAUCUUUUUAAGAAUGAAAUCCUCGAAUCUAAGACCCUCGAUUCCGCGCCCGAUUGCAAGCCAAAGAGCGUCGUCGAGCCCAUUGCAUUGCUGGAGGUUGUUGCUGAAUGGAUUUGCUUAUGAUGGCAACUACAUAAGGUGAUCUCUUUGCUUUUGUUUGUUUUUCUUUACAAAGCCAAGGAGAGCAGCUUGUAUAGUUUCAUCAUUAAUUAGCGGCCAGGAUGGGAUGUCCGCUUCAGUCUGUUGCUUGUCCGCUUUUUUGUAAAUUGCUGGGACUGCACAUGGUAUUGAAUUACCCUGCUUAACAUUCUGGUUUCAAAUUCCUGAUGGUGAUUGAUAGUUUCAGCAGUGAUCGGGCUUCAGUAAAUUUUUCAUAAAAUUUAUAAUAAGAUGCUUCAUUUAUUUCGAAGACUAUAUAUAUUUCUUUUUACAAGAAAUAAUCUCGCAAUAAUUGACUCUUUCAAAAGUGCAAAUAAUAUUGAUAAUGGUUUCAAAUGCAAUUUGUUUUUAGUAUUUCUAGGAUAUUCUAUACAUUCAGUUCUUUCUCACCAAAUCCUCCACUCUCUUUUCGAGGCAGUGCAAAGGGCUGAGCUUCGGUUUUGCCGAAGGUACUUGGCAGUAGUUGCUCCGUUUCAAGGUAACACGCCCAAAUCCAAAACACACACACUCGGACCUAGCGUAGUGAUUAAGAUUAGCAUUCCUGCGACGAUAGUAGUUACAUUUAAUCAGUGUCAUAUAUGUAAGUAAGCUGGCAGAGAUGGAGGGAGAGCCGCACUAGGUGCACACUACCCAGCCACAACCAGCUUAAGUAGAUUCAGCUCGCAGCACAGCAUCCAAGAGCGGUGGUGCGUUUCGGAACGAUAAGAGCCUGGACAACCCCCUUUUAAAAUCCACAAAUUUGGCCUUACUCUCGAUGCAAUUUAAACUAUAAACGUUGCAGCACUUUCGUUAAGCCUUACAGUUCCGACUCGCACUGCCGCAGCCCUAAUACCGCACCCAUCCCAUCCCCACAUCCUCCGAUCCCCGGUAGCAGUUAAAAAAUAGUGAUAACUUGGCUAAAAUCUAUAUAUAUUUAAUUGAGAGUGUGUAAGAAUUAUGCAAGUAAGCGCAUAAAUAUAUAUUAAUGUUUUACAGAAUUACAUCAUUGCAAAAUAUAGUAUAAUGUUUCAAGAA
This is a messenger RNA of Drosophila kikkawai, 5859 nucleotides long. NCBI's taxonomy places the organism in Eukaryota, Metazoa, Arthropoda, Insecta, Diptera, Drosophilidae. The record is from RefSeq and is a predicted model, not a curated record.